GGCUUCUAUAUGUAUAUAUGUAUAUAUGCUUCGAAGCUGAUGAACAUACUAUUUUCAAGAACUUGGAUUUUGCCAAUAGUCAUUAAGUCAUGGCAGAAGGCAAAGCGAUGUGCAAUGCUGCUUCAUUUAAAUUCACAUGGAGAAUUAACGAGUUUUCCAAAUGGACAGAAAAAUUGUAUUCAGAACAUUUCUCUGCUGGUGGUUGUAAAUGGCGUUUGGCUAUUUACCCCAAAGGAAACCAUGUGAAUUAUUUGUCAAUAUACCUGGAAGUUGCUUAUCCAAAAAAUUUGCCGGAAGGAUGGAGUACGGAAGUAAAAUUUAGCUUGGCAGUUGUUAAUCAAAUCAAUAGCAGGUCCACAGUCAGAAAAGAUACACAAAAACAAAUUGUAUUCAACGCAUCGGGAAAGAAUUGGAGUUGGGGUUUCGCAUCUUUCAUUCCUCUUAGCAAAUUAAAAAAUCCUUCAGAAGGGUAUCUUGUGGGAGAUAGCCUUAUGGUUGAAGCUGAGGUUCUUGUUUAUAAUGUCCAGCAAUACAGCUCAAGGGUUUACACUGAGGAAGAAGUUGCUAGAAAUGAAUCUGAGCCAGCGGCUGCAACUGCAUCACCUUUAUCACAAAAGGAUACUGAAGCAAAGACUUACUCAAGCAGUGACCCUAAAAAGGAAGUAGCUAGUACAAAACUAUCUGAGCCAGUGGCUGUACCACCAACUGUUAUUGAAACUCCUUUAACGACUAAACCAUUGAAGGAGACUAAAGAGCCCAUUCAAACUACUACUGCCACCAGUGAUGAAGUCAUCAAGUCAUCGCCACCUCCUUCAAUGAUUGCUAAGACAAUGAUUCUUCCAAAGACUAAAGAACCCAUUCAAGCUACUGCUCCCACCAGUGAUCAAGAACUCAUCAAGUCAUCAUCACUGCCUCCUUCAAUUACUGCUGAGACAAAGAUUCUUCCAAAGGAGACUAAAGAACCCAUUCAAACCACUACUGCCACCAGUGAUCAAGAAGUCAUCAAGUCAUCGCCACCUCCUUCAAUGACUGCUGAGACAAUGAUUCUUCCAAAGACUAAAGAAUCCAUUCAAACUACUGCUCCCACCAGUGAUCAAGAACUUAUCAAGUCAUCAUCACCGCCUCCUUCAAUUGUUGCUGAGACAAAGAUUCUUCCAAAGGUUCUGUCUCGCUUGGCAGAAUUAAAAGAGAGUAUUCCUGUGGCUGCAACUAUUGCAGAAACUGCUCAAGCUCGCAGAACAUCUCUUUCAGGGAAAACCACUGAUCUUGAAGCAAGAUUGGCACAAAGAGAAAAGAAACUAAGUUUCUUGGAGACUGAAUUCUCAAGACUUUCAAAAGAAGAAGAAAAAGUAGAGGCUCAAUUUCAAUUCUUAAUUACCCAGAAGGAGAAAAUUCUUGCUAAUAAGAAGUAUGUUUUAGCUGACUUGGAGAAAACAAAUGAUGAAGCUUUAAAAGAUUUGGAAGAAUGGCGAAAUCUGGAAAGUGAAAUCAAGCAGGUGAAUUAAGUGUCCGUUGGAAACUCUUCAAGGAGGAUUUGGGUCUUGGAAAGCUUAACAUUUAAGUAAUUACUUCUGUAGCGACCCGAUCCCAUAGGCCGGACUGACACUAGGACCUGAGCUAAUAUAAAGCCCCUGAGGCACAUAGUAAGCCUUACUGUUCUUAAAUCCAUAACCAAGGCCCA
Hevea brasiliensis (rubber tree) is the source of this 1681-nucleotide messenger RNA. Its product is annotated as flocculation protein FLO11-like. Bases 90 to 1505 code for a protein of 471 amino acids. The transcript has 9 exons. The record is from RefSeq and is a predicted model, not a curated record. NCBI's taxonomy places the organism in Eukaryota, Viridiplantae, Streptophyta, Magnoliopsida, Malpighiales, Euphorbiaceae. Gene Ontology annotation, molecular function: protein binding.